Messenger RNA from Phycodurus eques (leafy seadragon), 1401 nucleotides. RefSeq names its product guided entry of tail-anchored proteins factor 3, ATPase (gene get3). The coding region runs from base 16 to 1038 and encodes 340 amino acids. The record is from RefSeq and is a predicted model, not a curated record. Gene Ontology annotation, biological process: post-translational protein targeting to endoplasmic reticulum membrane. Gene Ontology annotation, cellular component: GET complex. Lineage: Eukaryota; Metazoa; Chordata; Actinopteri; Syngnathiformes; Syngnathidae. Gene Ontology annotation, molecular function: ATP binding; ATP hydrolysis activity. The transcript has 7 exons.
GCAAACACACACAAGAUGGCAGCGUUGGAAGACGUGUUUGAAGAUGCCCCUGAUGUAGAGCCAUUAGAACCAACAUUGAAGAAUAUUAUCGAGCAGAAAUCUUUGAAAUGGAUAUUUGUAGGUGGAAAGGGCGGUGUCGGUAAAACGACGUGUAGUUGUAGUUUGGCUGUCCAGCUGGCUGCUGUCAGAGAGAGUGUCCUCAUCAUUUCUACUGAUCCUGCUCAUAACAUCUCUGAUGCUUUUGACCAGAAGUUCUCAAAGGUGCCUACAAAGGUCAAGGGCUAUAACAACCUGUUUGCUAUGGAAAUUGAUCCAAGCUUGGGAGUAGCAGAGCUGCCCGAUGAGUUCUUUGAAGAGGACAACAUGCUCAGCAUGGGCAAGAAGAUGAUGCAGGAGGCCAUGAGCGCCUUCCCUGGCAUUGAUGAAGCCAUGAGCUAUGCUGAAGUCAUGAGGUUAGUGAAAGGAAUGAACUUCUCGGUGGUUGUCUUUGACACUGCGCCCACUGGCCACACGCUACGUCUGCUUAACUUCCCCACCAUAGUGGAACGCGGCUUGGGCCGACUCAUGCAGAUCAAGAACCAGAUCAGUCCGUUCAUCUCCCAGAUGUGUAACAUGCUGGGCCUGGGUGACAUGAAUGCAGACCAGCUAGCGUCCAAGCUGGAAGAGACUCUGCCUGUCAUACGCUCAGUUAGUGAGCAGUUCAAAGACCCAGAACAAACCACCUUUAUUUGCGUGUGUAUCGCUGAGUUCUUGUCCCUGUAUGAGACAGAGCGGCUAAUUCAAGAACUCGCUAAGUGCCACAUUGAUACACACAACAUUAUUGUCAACCAGCUUGUUUUCCCCGAUGUCGAGAGGCCAUGUAAAAUGUGUGAAGCACGACACAAGAUUCAGUCCAAGUAUUUGAACCAGAUGGAGGACCUUUAUGAAGAUUUCCACAUAGUCAAAUUGCCUCUUUUGCCCCAUGAAGUUCGAGGUGCUGACAAGGUCAACACGUUCUCUAAGCAGCUUCUUGAACCCUACAAACCACCUAAUGAGUAAUUCCCUUCCUUUCGGGACCAGCCCCCCAACCACUCCUCUGACCCAAAGACCACACACCCCUUUGAGCUCCCCCAACUGGCCUCUCACCCAUCAGUACUGAACCCCUCAUACAAAGCGGAGCAUACAAACCAGGCACGCUUGAAGUUCAAUUUAUGGCUUCUCACACCUACAUAAGACACACUUAGAAAGCUAGGACAACAUACAUUGGUGCUGCCUUACUCUCCUGAUCAUGCAUCAUAUCUGUAGCAGUAAUAUUCCUACUUUAAAACAUUUAACUGGCUUCCUUUCCUCCAUACUGAGCAUCGUCCAUUUUACAACAGUGCAGUAAAUUACGCUUCAGCCCUGAAAAUAAAUCUCACCUGU